CCGUCUGAGAUGUAUUAAUUUUAACGUAUGCGUAAGCCUCACGCCUUAGAACUAAAUUAUCGAAUAUCAGGAUUAUUAUUAUAGGUUCUAAAAUUAACAUGAUAGAGCAUGCAAAGUAAUUUAAAUACUUAUUAUUUUAAUUGCCGUUUGCUCAUUAAGGGCUUACAAACGGUUGUGGGUAUUCUUACUAUCGAUAUGAAGAUGGGAAUCCGGCCACUUUUUAUAUUUUUGCUAGCGUUCAACGUUUUAAUUUUCGAAGUUGUAUCGCAGUGUAACGCCAACAAGUGCACGUUAAAAUGCAAUAAAGAGGGCCAUUUUAGUUUUGUCUGCAAAAAUCAAGAGUGCAUGUGUCUUCCCACAAUCACGCACGACGGCGGGUGUGACUUGACUCAAUGCGAAACGAUGUGUAAAGAGCACGGCUUUCCAGCAAGAUGUAGCAUUACCGGUAUUUGCGUAUGCGAUAUGUUUUGAGCAGUUAAUUAAAUACCGCCCAAAAAUAAAUGCG
Molecule: messenger RNA, 505 nt
Organism: Cylas formicarius (sweet potato weevil)
Lineage: Eukaryota; Metazoa; Arthropoda; Insecta; Coleoptera; Brentidae
Exons: 3
Coding region: 109-471 (120 amino acids)
Source: RefSeq, a predicted model, not a curated record